AUGGAUAUGAACAACAAGAUAUCACCACCCCAAGAGGGUCAGGAGAGGCAACAAACGCCGCCUCCUCCACCCCAGCCCCGACACCACACCCUCACGACCAUCUUGAUAGGGUUGUUGAUGGUUGUUUCCGUCUUCAGUGUCGGAAAAGAGAUCAAGAGUCAGCUAUACCCGAGUCCUAGCCUCAACAGCAGGACGAUAGCAAAGCGGGAGGUGUCCUCAUGGGGCCAGACUCUCGACUCCAUUGUCUCUGCUGAGACUGUCGAGGCUAUCGGGAGCGACCCCAAGCUGAGACGGACGCUCCUGUCCAUGGUCGAGUUCACCGUCGAUCUCUCAGAUACAUUGGCUUCCCAAUACGACGCUCCUCAACUCGCAGAGACAAAGCAAUUACUGCAGGAAUACAAGGAGAAACUGAGGCGAAACCUCGAGAACCUGGAAGAUGAUGCUGAGGAACAGAGCGAGGACGGCAGCCAGCCAAGGAAGCGACAGUUCCCCAACCCCUUUGGUCUCCCUGGCCUUCCUGGUGCCCCAACACCAGGCGGAGGAGGCGCCGGCGGUGCCGCUGGUGGUGGCGGCGGCGGAAAUCCCCUCACUGCUCUUCUCCCUGGCGGCGGUGGCGGAGGUGCAAACGAUACCGGCGGCAUUCUCGCCCCUCUUCUUCAGCCGCUUAAAGACGGACUGAGCAAUAUCGGAAACCAACUUGUCUCGAACCUCAACGGGCCCGCCAUGUUCCUCGGAAUCGGCGUCGGUGCCGGCGCAGCCCAGGGCUUGAAUCUCUCAACCACGGAGAACACGAUGCAGGUCGCUGCCAAGGUGGCCGCGGACAACGGUAUGGAGGCCACGGGCCUGAACCCAGCCAUCCAGAACCUCGGUGUCGGUCUCACAUCGACACUCCUCGGCGCUGUCAACAUUAGCAGCCUCGGCGGCAAUUUCACCGAUCAGCUACAGCCGAUCGCCAUGUCUCUCGCAACCGGUCUGGGCAACGGCACUGUUGCCGGUCUGAAACUGAACGCGAACGCCGCAAACCUCGAGCCCGUCAACGACUCGAGCAUCGCCAACAUCAUCGGCACCUUCGGCUUCGGCCUGACCAAAUCCGUCACGGGAGCCAUCGACAUCAACUCCCUCUUCAACCAGGCAAACAACCCCAACACCACAAAGACCAUCAUGCGGAUCCUGCCCGCUGCGGCUUCUGGCUUCGGCAAGGGUCUGGGCCAGGGAGCAACCGUUGGCCUCGGCCUGCAGCCCGAUUCCGCCGUGCCCAUGCAGCAGAUGCCGGACGGGCAGAUCGACUUCGGCGGCAUCUCGCAAACCUUCGCCAAGGGCCUGACGAGCAGCUUCCUGCAAAACGGGACCGCCGGCCAGCUGUUCAACAAGAUCGGUUCCUCCAUGACCGCCCAGCAGUCCCCGGGCAACGGCGGCAUCCCCUCGACCAUCAACUUCAACGGGCAGAUGAUCGAGGUCAGCCGCGUGGCCCAGGGCUUCGCUCGCGGGUUCCUCCAGGGCGCAGGAGACGCCAUCCAGGGCAUGGGCGGCGUGCAGUCCCUCAUCUCCGGCAAUGCCACCAUGCCCAUCGGCGGCUUUCCCGAUUCCAAGGUCCAGUACGAUGACUCCCUCGGCGGAGCCGCGAGCGGUUUCGGCGUCGGUAUCGGAGGACAAGGUGUUCUCCUCGUCACCUCCCUGGUCUCGAACCCGAACGGCAACCCGGUGCCCGGAUCUCCGGCGAUUGGCUCUACGCCCGCGCAGGCUGCUCCCGCUCCCGCAUCAUCAAGCUCACCACCGCCGGCCCGCAGAAACCUGGGCCUGGUGGCGAGGCAGGAGCCGAACCAGAACACGCCCCCCUUGGUCUCGGUCAACACCACCAACGGCUUCAACCUCUCCGUCGUCGUCAACGCGCAGACGCUCUCCAUGGCCGGUCAGGCAAGCGUCAACGCCCUCUCGUGCCAGGGCGUCGGGGGUCUGGGCCUCGUCGUGGUCGGCCUGCUCAGGAGCGGGGCGAUCAGUCUGACAUCUUUCAACGGCAACAGCAACGUGACGACGGCGAUCAAGCAGGCCAUUCCCACUGGCACCAUCAAGAUCUCCAACGAGGGCAACCAGUACGCCAUUGACGGCGGCAUCCUCAAGGACGCCCUGGGAGGUUCCAUCACGGGCGCGGUCGGUGCGGUACAAAUCAACGGCAUGAACCUCGGCGCCUGGAUUGCCUUCCUCGUCAUUCACAUCCUGGUCGGAAUCGUCGUCUUCAUCAACGUCCUCCCGCUAGCAAUCGGCCUCGAACACGGACGCAACCUCCUCCUCCGCAUCAACGUGCCCAACAUCCUCCCGAACGUGCACAAAUGGAACAACAUAAUGUGGCUCUUCAUCAUCGCGCCGUCCCUGGUUGUCGUGCUCAUCUUUGGUGUCUUGGUCAUCGGAAAGACUGCCCAUUUCCGCACUGCCCACGGCAUCGUAAGCCUAAUCACAGUCCUGGUCGGCAUCCUCGCAUUCCUGAUGCACCUCGCAAUCAAGGCCCGCGCGCCCCCCCAACUCCCCAACACCUCGCGCUCCCCCCCUACCCCGAUGCCCCUGCUCAGCCUGCCCAGCAUCAGAGUCUACGUCAACCAGCUCUUCCUCAUCCUCUCCUUCGCCUCGGUCAUGACGGGCUUCGCAGACCUGUCGUCCGUGGCACUCUGCUUCACCCAGGUCGUCCCCUUCGACCUGGCACUCACGCUCGGCUUCGGCCUGUCCACGCUCUUCGUCCUCGGAUCAACCGUGUCCGGCCUCGACAUCUCACUUAACCUCCGCGCCAUCUACAGGAAGGCGAGGGGCAAGGACGGCGACUCCGCCGGGGCCGUUGAGGGCGGCAAGGGUGGUAUCGCAAGGGAGGCCCCCCCCGUCUUGGAGCCCAUAAAGGUGUCUGAGAAGGGCAAGAGUUACGCCUAA
Messenger RNA from Colletotrichum truncatum, 2913 nucleotides. RefSeq lists its product as uncharacterized. Lineage: Eukaryota; Fungi; Ascomycota; Sordariomycetes; Glomerellales; Glomerellaceae. The record is from RefSeq and is a predicted model, not a curated record.